CCAGUCUUUUAAGACACCCCGGUGGUCGACAGAGCUUCCAAGGCUCGUCUCUACACCCACCAUCUUUUUCUGAAAUGUUCACUGGCAGGCUGCGACAGUGGGAUUCGAAAACCCUCCACCGUCAAUAAUACUGAUAUUAAAUGCAUCAGAAACGAAAUUUCGCAGCAGAUUCUGAAAGCGGAACAAGAAGUUGUGAUCAUGUGAUCGUUGCUUUAAAACUUGCCCAUAAGGGACGCGACCAAUGCUAUCAGACCUCCACCCACCACCACCGCUCAAACAGUUUGGCAACAUCUGGGAUACGACCAAAUCUUCUCACAGAGCAGCAUCUCACCGAAACUAGCCCAUGCGACCACCGAGACGUUGACACCAUGCUCAUCAAUUUCCCCGCCAAUGCCACUGGAUUAGCCCGCCUUCCCACCGAACUCCUGCUCGAAAUCAUCUCUCACUUCCCGUCGCCGCCUUUGAAGGCCUCUAUGUUCUACUGUCUGAUCGUCGGCGGUAAGGAGCUGACUGAAAGAUCUGCAGCGCUCGUUUCCUUGUCCCAGACGUGCAAGACUUACAGACAAAUAUUUUUGCCAUUGCUCUGGGAGAAACUUGAGGCAUUCCAGUGUACCGACCCGAAAGUCGAAGUACGCCCUGAUCUCCCUGAGUGGCAGAAGAAGGUUACCGGCGACAUUAUCAGACAGCUAGAAACUGUCACGAUCAGGGAUCCGGCGCUCGCUGAUCAUGUCCAAUCUGUCUCAUUCACACUGACGGAAUAUUCGCAAGAUUUAUAUCCUCGGAUUGCCCAAUGUCUGCCCCUGCUUCCUCGCCUGACCACUGUACAGAUCUUUGGACUCGAAUUCAAGGGAUCCACUGACGCUCUUCGAGGAGCCUUCGAAAACGUUGUCGUACCUUCGGUUACGACACUUGCUAUCCCGAACGGCGGACAUGUCGUCUUCCCGAGCUUCCCAAACGUGUUAAAUAUCGUGUGCAAUUUCUUCUAUGAAUCGUCGCGGGAAGACUUCCUGAAGAAAGUCAUCGAGCAUUAUCCGAAUGCGCAUCGCGUCCACCUUUGUGGCUUGCUACUCAGCCCAUUGCUUGAAAUGAUGAUCCAUCGAUUCCCAUACCUUCGUGAAAUUGGCCCUAUCGCGCUCUAUACUGGAAUAAACGAGCUUCCCCUCCGGCUGCUUGGGCGUCUGCGAAAUCUCCGUCUUGUCAAGCUGACCUUGGUCCCCCGAGAUUAUGGCUACAAUGACCGCUGGGACGUAUGGAGCGUGAGUCCAUGUGUCAUGACCGUCCUUGACACACUCCGUCAAAUCCCUGCGGGAGCGAAAGAGGUCAAGAAACUCAUUAUCAAUAGUACGUUCACAGAUCAGACUGAGGUGUACGUUGGAAGAGGGACGGAAAGACUGGUAUCUCUGCAAUCGGUCUAGGACGAUUAGCUGCAUUGUAAUUAUACAUUCUUGCUGAAUGAUAAACAGAUAUACCUUACUUCCCAG
This is a messenger RNA of Guyanagaster necrorhizus, 1481 nucleotides long. RefSeq lists its product as uncharacterized. The record is from RefSeq and is a predicted model, not a curated record. The transcript has 5 exons. Lineage: Eukaryota; Fungi; Basidiomycota; Agaricomycetes; Agaricales; Physalacriaceae. The coding region runs from base 141 to 1415 and encodes 424 amino acids.